CUUGACCUUCUUCAUGGCGCCGGUACUGACGCCGUUCGUGUCCCUGAAAAUUCAACAGGCGGCUUAUUCGGACUAUUCAGUCCUGAGACGGCCUUCAGUCCCCCACAGAAUGGCAUAUUGGCCGUAGAACUAGACACCUUCAGCAACGAGUGGGACCCUCCAUUUCCUCACGUAGGAAUUGAUGUGAACUCUCUUAUGUCAGUGAACAUUACGAGUUGGCCAAUUCAUGACACAGCACUAGGUUCAGUAUGGAAUGUUCGCAUUUCAUAUGAAUCUAAGACCAAAACACUGAGUGUAUCGAUGGGUUACCCUGGUGCUAAUCCUCCAACGUUGGUGUCACUGUCGCGAGUUAUUGAGUUGAGGAUGUUUUGCCGGAAUACGUUAGAAUUGGGUUUCUCCGCAGCCACUGGGGCUUUGAUUGAGACCCACAACCUUUUUGCUUGGUCAUUCCGUUCGUUUCUUGCAGAAGAAAGUAGUCCGUGA
Messenger RNA from Neltuma alba, 483 nucleotides. RefSeq names its product mannose/glucose-specific lectin-like. The annotation marks the transcript as partial. Gene Ontology annotation, molecular function: carbohydrate binding. The transcript has a single exon. The record is from RefSeq and is a predicted model, not a curated record. NCBI's taxonomy places the organism in Eukaryota, Viridiplantae, Streptophyta, Magnoliopsida, Fabales, Fabaceae.